GUUGUCAAAUGCCAAAUCCAAGGACUUCAACUUUUUCAAAAAAGUUUUUUGAAUAAUUAAAGACGGUUAAAGGAAUAGGAGUUACAAUCAAUUUUUUUUUGUUGAAUAAAUUUGAAAUCAAACCAGGACAUGCAAUCAGUGUAAAAGUAUUAUAAUGGGUUCCAAAAACUGGCGCAAGGUAGAAAAUGAAGAUGGAUAUCCGUGCUACAUUGACGAAAUUAGUGGUGAAAAGGACUUCAAUCACCCAACGUUUAACAAAAUCCUUUGUUUACUUGAUGAAUAUGAAGAUAUUAAGUAUAGUGCGUAUAAAGUAGCAUUCAAAAUAUUUACUCUGCAAAGACAACUAAAAGUACCGCCACUUCGGAUAUGUUCUGGUGUGUUUGCCAGACAUCAACUAAGUCUUUCCGAGAGUAGUUUAUCACUAGACACAGCAGAAUUGGAGGCUGUUCUUGCUGAUAUUUAUUUUGCAGCAGAGAAGGAAGGAUUGUUUGUUGGUGAUGUUGACUUGACUGUAGAUCUUGUUAUUAAUCUACUCCUAAAUGUUUAUGAUGAGAAAAGAAAUGCUCCCAUAAGAGUUCUUGCAGCUAAAACAUUAUUAAUUUUAUUGAGCGAAGAGUCGGUUAAGGACAAAUGGCUGGCUUUAGCCAACUGUUGUGCAGACCACAAUGGUUGUGUGUCUCCAAAAAGGUUAUCUGCCUUAUUACAUCAUGUAGUUACUUUGACUAAGUAUUUGGGUGGUAAAUGUGAUCAAGUCCAGACUGAUAUUGAUGCUUGUUUUAGUAAGAGUGCUGGAAUGCUGGGAAUAAGCUGUCGUUUAGUAGCAGAAUGGGGAGCCUGCAGUUGUGCUAGUACUCGUUGGCUAAUAGUUGUACAACAAGUGGUGUCAAGCCGGAAUUGUGCUACAGCUAAUGCUACAUGUGUUGUUUGUGUUCAACCACUUAUACAGGUUCUGAAAUUUAAAUGCUCAAAGUGCACAGAUUUAUAUUUCUGUGAGAAGUGCUAUUUGUAUGACAAAGAUUUAAAUAAUAUAACAGGUCACAAGAAGACACAUAUAGUGUAUGAAGUAAAUGAUGGAGAAAUCAAACCCACAGAAUGCCUUAGUUUUAUAAAGGGCAUAAAACGUUUCUUCUUCUGUACAAAGACUGGUAAGAAGAAGGCAAAAGGUGCAAAAAGGACUGAAAAAGUAAGACAAGCCUCGGUUCGGAGGAAGAGCAAACCAACCAUAUUUACAUCAACAGUUGGUAAAGCUUCGGGCAAUACUGCAAAUAAUCCAGCAAAUACAUUGCAAGACAUUAUUUCACAAUUGGAAAAUCAGACUAAAGCCCUCAAGGAAAUAUCCUGUCAAUUAAAAGAAGUUGCAAAGGAAUGUGAUGACGAAUUUAAAUCAAAAGUGGACACGCAUUAUAAUCAAAUAUCAGCACAGAUUAGUAGGCUUAAGGAGUUAAAGGAAAACCUAAAUUUGGAAGAGAAAACUGACAAAUUGGAGCGACCGCAAGCAUUUGACCUCUUCAGCCCUAUACCGAUGGAUGAAAAGCAGGCCAAGAUAACCAACCUUAACCAGCCUCGAGUUUUAAGUAUGGAUUCUGGAAACUUCUCAGUGGCUUCGAAGCAUAAUCAUGUUACAAUGGCCGGAGAUGAAUUAAAACCCGUGGUCCAAGUCACAUCGGACAGUAUAUCAGCGGUUUCUAUGAAUGAUAUGAGUAAUUGGUAUAAUGACACAGUAUCAAAGCGCCCAACGAAAGGUCUCAACCAAACGUGUCAAAACUUAUCAAUAAACGAGCAGCGGUUUUCGGCGGACAUGCGUUCAGUCGAACAGAGCAAUGACAAGAUGAAGGAGUUGAACGCUGACCUUGACACAGUGUUGGACAGAUUACAACAGAUUUUGACGCAUAAUUUUACUGUAGAUGAAUCCUGCUUUGACAACAGUCAGUUAAGGGAGACGGCAACAGAAAUGGAAGGGUUACUCGGCUCUUUGAUUCGGGGAGUUGAACAAAGAGCAACCUUUAAUUCCAAAGGGAUGGUGUAAAUCAAUUUUCUUUUAAAAGUUGUGUUAAAAUGUCUAAAAUUAAGAAACAUUAUUAAAUAAUUUUGUUGUAAUUGUGUCAUUACAACAAACUUAUUUAAUAAUGUUUGUAGAGAAAUAAUGAAUUAAGCUUCAUAAGGCACAUUACAAAACAUAGAGUAAAAAUAAAAACAAAAAGAUAGACUUUAAAAGUAUAAACUAAUAAUUCGUAUGGCUUAUGGUUGUAAAAUUAGGAUUAAAUAUUAUAUAUUCUCUAUGUGACAAAUUAAUUUAGACGUCCAUUUCUGUGAAGAAGUUGAGACUUGACGUUGACAGUUUUAGAAUGACUUAAUAUUAAAACUUUUCAAAGUAAAAACUUUGUGUUGAAAUUAUGACAACUUAUAAACCGGACUUUGACGAGUGACGUAUGACAAAAACUAAAUCCAGUACACGUAUACACAAAACAUACGAAAAUCAUAGUUCGCGGUAGGCUUCUAAUUCUAAGCCUUCUUAGAUUCUCUGUACAAGUGACUGAAAUAUUAUUUAUGUAUGACAUAACAAUUUUGUGAUAUUUUGACAUUCCAAAAUAGAUUGUUUUUUACUAGCGUGUUUUAUACGCAUUAUAUAAAUUAAUUUUCACUAAUUGAAUGAACUUAUAAUUUUAAGAUGACAUUGACGUUAAUUUAAAGACUUUUCUUAUUUUAAUGGCUGGACCUACUUAUGCAUAGUAUGUAAAUUGUCAAUUUUUCUUUGUGCUUAAAAUGUAAGUUUAAAUUAUCAAUGAAUUAGAUAAACGUAGAUCUGAUUUCUUUGAUCUCAACAACAAUUUGAGAUUCCUUAAGUUUUUAUAAGUAUCAGCUAAAUGACCAUAGAAGAAUCGCUUACGGUUCUUAUUAUAACAUAGAUACUCACCUGUAUUGGUUACUCAAAUUCUGUAUCUACCCUCAAAGUAGUAGUAUAUAAUUUAGAUAGUUUUUGUAAAUACCUUACAAUUUUUUUGUUGUGCAUACCCACCUGAUAUUUUUCUGUAUACUUAUAAACAGUUGUGUAACAUUCGCCGUCCAUUGGUGCUCAAUAAUAUAAGCUUUAAUUAGAAAAAAAAAAACACAUUUAUAAAAGUAACAUGCGAUAUAAUUUGUAUAAAUUUACAUA
This is a messenger RNA of Pieris rapae (cabbage white), 3154 nucleotides long. RefSeq names its product dystrophin. Gene Ontology annotation, cellular component: plasma membrane. Gene Ontology annotation, biological process: synaptic signaling. NCBI's taxonomy places the organism in Eukaryota, Metazoa, Arthropoda, Insecta, Lepidoptera, Pieridae. The coding region runs from base 155 to 2026 and encodes 623 amino acids. The record is from RefSeq and is a predicted model, not a curated record. The transcript is spliced from 11 exons.